UUUUGUGUAAUGUCAAUUUCCGUGGCCGUACUUUUAUUUAUCGGAGCCCAGUUUACAAUCGGAGAACGGUAGUCUCUGAUGUCCGGCAUAUGAUUACGCGGUGGUAAUAAUUAGCUUAAAGCCGUUUUUCUUCUUAAUUUCCUUCUUUAUUUUCUAUUUAUUCAACAAACAAUAUAAUUGGUUAACUCAGGAAUGUUUUCAAAUGGCCUAAACUGUAGUCUCCCCUUCAAUUGCAUGAGUGUUACAAGAGAUUCUGGAUCUGAUGAACUUUUACCAAGUAAAAUGGCCAGAGAACCGGUCCUACUAAAUGUUUAUGAUAUGUACAAAAUUAAUGAUAUAACAUCUAAUAUAGGUUUAGGGGUUUUUCACUCAGGUGUAGAAAUAUAUGGUACCGAGUUCGCUUACGGUGGUCAUCAAUUUCCUUUUACUGGAAUAUUUGAAAUUAUGCCACGUGACGAACAUGAAUUAGGUGAACAAUUUAGAUUUAGACAAAGCAUUCAUAUUGGGUAUACAGAUUUUACGGAAGAUGAAAUAAAAAGAAUAGUUACCGAAUUGGGAAAGGAAUUUCGUGGGGAUCGUUAUCACCUGAUGAACAACAAUUGCAAUCAUUUCUCUGGUGCAUUUACAAAGAUCUUGUGUGGUCAAGAUAUCCCAUCAUGGGUAAACCGUUUGGCGUAUUUUAGCAGUUGGGUUCCAUUUCUUGAACGGUGUUUACCAAAAGAAUGGUUAAUGCCCAUGGCGUUACAACACUCACUGUCACAUAAACAGGAUUCGACGUGUUCGGAUGCGUCGACGCCACCGUACUGAAUGCCAACAAGUUUUUCUAACAAACAAAUCAAUAACAAAUAAAACAAAAAUGAGAUUGUAAAAAUAAUUUAUUUUUUAUAUUUAAUAAACGCACAUUU
Onthophagus taurus is the source of this 905-nucleotide messenger RNA. RefSeq names its product deubiquitinase DESI2. The record is from RefSeq and is a predicted model, not a curated record. Gene Ontology annotation, biological process: protein deubiquitination. Gene Ontology annotation, molecular function: deubiquitinase activity. NCBI's taxonomy places the organism in Eukaryota, Metazoa, Arthropoda, Insecta, Coleoptera, Scarabaeidae.